AUGAGUACUGAUAAAGACAACAUGAACAGCGAUAAAACUGAUUCUGGAGUUAGCACGCUUUCUUCUUUAAAGCAACAACGAACAACAAUGAAACGAAAUAUUACGCAAAUGAAAACCAAAAUCGAAAAAGAUGGAAGUACAUCAGAUUACACCAUUCUUGAAUGCCGACUGCAAAUUCUCGAAUCCUAUUUCAAGCAAAUAAGUCACAUUCAAGCACAAUUUGAAAAACUGGAUGAAUCUGAUACCAAUCGAUCGGAUAUUGAAGAACUUUUUAUAUCUGCCAAGGCUCCUUUGGUAAGUUUUAUGAAUAAUAAACGUGGUUCUUGUGAUAUCGAACAAAGUUUUUUGAAUGCAACUCAACCAUUGAUUUCGCAUCAUAAUCGAUUGCCUCAAAUCAAGUUACCCAAAUUCGAUGGAAAAUAUGCGGAGUUUUCAAGAUUUAUAAGUACUUUCAACACAUUAGUUCACAACGAAUCAAGCAUUGCUACUAUAGACAAAUUCAACUACCUACUUAACUGCUUAUCUGGUCAAGCAUUGGCGGUUAUUGAACCGUUUCAAGUCGUUGAGUCAAACUACCAAAAAGCUGUAGAUAGCUUAGUAGAACGAUACGAUAAUAAAUCAUUAAUAUUUAUCGAUCACAUCAAUUCAUUGUUUUCGAUAACUCCUAUGACCAAACCAAGCGCUAGUUCGCUACGCUCAAUUCUUGAUAAUGUUUCAGCCCUUCGCAGUUCGUUGCUCUCUUUGGGUUCUGAGUUAGAUGUAAUGAAUGCCAUUAUCAUACAUAUUGUUUUGUCCAAGAUUGAUGGAGAGUCCAAAAAAGUUUAUGAUGAAAAACAGGAUUUUAAAUCUCUACCAUCAUGGCAACAGUGUUUCUCAAUUCUAACUCAUCGUUGUCAAUAUUUGGAAAGCCGAAAUGCGGAAGUGGACUCAUUUCAACCUCAUGACAAUAAAUCAAGGCAAAUUCCCAAACGUACAGGGUCGUCGUUCGUUGUUUCAACUACAUUUUGUGAAUACUGCCAGUCUAAAGAUCAUUAUAUAGGAAGCUGUUCUACCUAUUUGUCGCUACCGAUUGCUCGUCGUUUCGAUGCUGUUAAGUCCAUAAAACUUUGUAUAAAUUGCCUUAGGAAAGGCCAUUUCAUUUCUCAAUGCCCAUCUAAAUCCCGUUGUCGCACUUGUCGGAUAUCGCACCACACAACUUUACACAAUCCAGAUUUUCAAUCAACAACUAAUUCAAACACUUCUUCAAAUCAAAACCAAUCUAAUUCAAACUCGCAGCUUCAGCAUAACUCCACUUCAAAUUCAUCAUCUCAGCAACCACAUUAUUCGUCUUUUCGACCAUCAUCGUCUUUGUCGCACCAAUCAGUGUUACCAACACAGGCCAAUCCAGCCUCUACUCAUCUUACAAAAUUUUCGUCAUUUCUUACAACUUCGUGCCGUAUAAAUUUGCUUCCAACAGCUAUUGUUUUCGUUAAAGACUCAUUCGGCAGUCUACAACCUCUUCGUGCCCUCGUGGACUCCUGUUCAGAAGUCAACCUUAUAACUCAAGAAUCUGUAAAUCGUCUUCGUCUAAAGCAAACUAAAUCGACUCAAGAAAUUUCUGGCGUAUCGGAUAUCCGUACCCAAUUAAAAUCUAUAGUUACAGCUACAAUUAGAUCAAGAGUCUCCGAUUUUGAGUGGACAACAUGUUUUCUGGUAACAAAAUCGAUUUCAUCUCAACACCCAGCAGAAAAAAUAAAUACAACAAAUUGGAACAUCCCCAAUGGCCUGGAAUUAGCAGACCCACAAUUCCACAUACCUCAGCGUAUUGACAUGUUAUUUAGCUCUGAGAUUUUUUUUGAGUUGCUCCUCGAUGGCAAAAUUUCACUCGGAGCUGGACUACCUAAUCUCAUAAACACAUCCCUUGGGUGGAUCAUUGGUGGCAGCGUAGAUUCUCAACGUUCAGAACGUGCGUUAUCAUGUAAUGUAAUUACAAAAGGUGAGGAUCUGAACUCAUUACUAAAAGCUUUUUGGGAAAUUGAAGAAUUCAAUCAACGUUCACCUGUCCUCACAGAAGAAGAACAACAGUGUGAAGACCACUUCGUUAAGAACACUAAAUUUGAUGCUGAUGGAAAAGUUCAGGUUUAUCGGUCGACGUGGUAUCCCCCAGAGGCUGUAUUGUGA
Messenger RNA from Calliphora vicina (urban bluebottle blowfly), 2160 nucleotides. RefSeq lists its product as uncharacterized. The coding region runs from base 1 to 2160 and encodes 719 amino acids. The transcript has a single exon. Lineage: Eukaryota; Metazoa; Arthropoda; Insecta; Diptera; Calliphoridae. Gene Ontology annotation, molecular function: zinc ion binding; nucleic acid binding. The record is from RefSeq and is a predicted model, not a curated record.